Molecule: messenger RNA, 573 nt
Organism: Gongylonema pulchrum
Lineage: Eukaryota; Metazoa; Nematoda; Chromadorea; Rhabditida; Gongylonematidae
Source: the annotation of a GenBank genome assembly
AUGGAGCCGGACGCGAUUCGACCUGAUCGCGACAAAACCGGGCGACAGAAAAAUCCUCGUCGAAGUGGAUCUGAAAGCAGUCCUGCGAAAAUGACAGCAGGAUCGGUAUCCUCGGAGCUGCCUUGCGUAACAUCGGAGAAGGACUGUGAUACAAGUGAAGGUGCUCGAACCUCAAUGCAGUCCGAAAAUACAUCUGGCUGCGGCAGCGAUUUGAAAGCAGCACCUCCAGUUGGCGAUGAAUCCAUUCUCGGAACGCUCUGUGAAAUUGAUGAUAUAUGUAACAAGCUUAAUGAUAGUCAUCCUGUGAUUCCUUGUGCUUCCAUCGCCUUGACUGAUGCAGUUUUACGCCCUGCACUCGUUGCUACACGAUCUCCGCUAAUUUUCGAUGGAUCUUUGGGUCCUGCUGGAUGCAAGGAAUUUUUCGGAAACUUAAGGCGUCUUAUUGUUUGGAUUUUUGAUUACGCAAAUACACUUAAACCUAUCGCCGAUCUCACGCCCAGCGAAAAGGUCACCUUCUUGCUCUCUGCCGUAUACUCAGUACUUCAUAAAAACUCACAAUCGUUAUGUUUUUGA